AUGAAGGCCAGUGAUCCUAAGCCCAAGUGGAGCGACGUCUCAGCAAUGAGUUCGACCACGAAAAGCUAUUGGGCCCAAUGGGACAGCUUGCUGAUUCAGGAUGGAGUCCUGUGCCGUAAAUGGGAAAAUGGUCGGGGAGACAGGUGUCAUUUGCAAAUGGUUGUCCCUAAGGCUAAAGUGCCGGAUGUUCUACAGCUGUACCAUAGUGGUUGUUCAGGAGGCCACCUGGGAGAUAAACGAACUCUCCUGAAGAUCCGAGAACGGUUUUACUGGGUCCACUGUCGUGACGAUGUCGAGGACUGGUGCCGCAAAUGUACAAGUUGUGCGUCUGUAAAGGGACCUCAAAUUCGUAGUAGAGGCGCAUUGAAAUUGUACAAUGUUGGUGCACCAUGGGAGAGGAUAGCCAUUGACGUUGCGGGGCAGUUUCCAGAAACUGAAAGUGGUAACAAGUAUUUCGUGAUUGUGAUGGAUUACUUCACUAAGUGGCCAGAAGUCUUCGCCAUUCCAAAUCAAGAAGCUUCAAUAGUUGCAGAUAAACUAGUUCAUGAAGUCUUCUGUCGUUUUGGAGUACCUUUAGAUAUUCACAGCGAUCAAGGAAGGAAUUUUGAGUCUCAAAUAUUCCAGGAAACUUGCCGAGUUAUGGGUACUCAGAAAACACGAACAACUUCUAACCACCCACAAUCUGAUGGAAUGGUAGAAAGAUUUAAUCAAACAUUGGAGAGGUACGUAGCAAAAGUUGUGGAAAAACGGCAACGAGACUGGGACAGGCACAUACAACCGUUUUUGUUGUCAUAUCGAAGCGCUGUUCACAAAAGUACAUAA
Messenger RNA from Parnassius mnemosyne (clouded apollo), 822 nucleotides. The record is from the annotation of a GenBank genome assembly. NCBI's taxonomy places the organism in Eukaryota, Metazoa, Arthropoda, Insecta, Lepidoptera, Papilionidae.